AUGUCAGCGCCAGAUGCCAAGAAGACCAAGCCCGCAGGAGGCUCAGUCAAAGCAGCAGUCAAGUCGCUUGCCGCCGGCGAUACGCUCCAGCCGGACCAGGCCAAUGCAGCCAUGCGCGAGAUAAUGAAUGGGGAGGCAACUCCUGCCCAGAUCGGCGCAUUCCUGGCGCUUCUGUCGUUGGAGAAGUGCACGCCGAGCAUUGUUCACGCCCUGGCUGAUGUGAUGCGCAGCAAUGCGUUGGCGGUGGAGGUUCCGCGAACCGCCGGGCCCAUCGUUGACAUCGUGGGCACCGGUGGGGAUGGUCAGGACACCUUUAACAUCUCAACUGCGGCCGGCUUGGUGGCAGCUGGUGCUGGGGCUCGAAUCGUCAAGCAUGGCAACCGCGCAGCCUCUUCCAAGAGUGGUGCGGCAGACAUCCUUGAGGCCUUGGGCGCAAAGCUCGAGCUGGCACCGGCUGAGGUGGCACCGGUGCUCUCAGCUGGCAGCUUCGCCUUCCUCUUUGCCAGGUCCUAUCAUCCAGCAAUGCGUCAUGUUGGACCCAUCCGGCAGGAGAUGGGGAUCCGAACUGUCUUCAACAUCUUGGGCCCCCUGACGAAUCCUGCUCGACCUGAUGGCAUGGUUUGUGGCGUCUUCACAGCAUCGCUGGGACGUUCCUUCGCAGAGGUCUUCAAGCUGCUAGGCAUGAAGCGUGCUCUGGUGGUCCACGGCUGCGAGGGCCUCGACGAGCUUUCGAUUGCGGGCGCAUCCAAGGUAUGGGAGUUGAAGGAGAGUGGUGAGAUCUCUGAGUAUGAAGUCCGUCCUGACGACUUCGGUGUCGGAGCCCAUCCGCUGUCUGAGGUCGCAGGCAGGACCCCCGAGGAGAACGCAGUGGAGAUGCGUGAGCUCCUUGCAGGAAGGGGUCGCCUGGCAGUCCGCGAGAUGGUGAUGAUGAACGCGAGUGCUGCUCUGUAUGUCGCCGGCAAGGUGUCGAGCUUCAAGGAAGGCACUGUUGCAGCCAAGGCUGCGCUGGAGAAUGGUGCUGCUGUAAAGACCCUCGAUGCUUACGUCGCUGCAUCCAAAGGCACGAGGGUAUCCAAGAUGCAUAUGGUCCGCUCUCGAAGUUCGGGUCCUGUUCUGGGGAAUAUUCGAUGCAAGCUGCCGUGUUAUAUUAACGAGGGACUUCAGAAAAUGACCAAUAAACUAGAGAACUUACAAAGGAGUGCAACAAUCAUGUGCCGCUUUUGUUGGCCGGUAUGA
This is a messenger RNA of Symbiodinium natans, 1236 nucleotides long. Lineage: Eukaryota; Dinophyceae; Suessiales; Symbiodiniaceae. The record is from the annotation of a GenBank genome assembly.